Molecule: messenger RNA, 12130 nt
Organism: Homarus americanus (American lobster)
Lineage: Eukaryota; Metazoa; Arthropoda; Malacostraca; Decapoda; Nephropidae
Gene: Mical
Product: F-actin-monooxygenase Mical-like
Exons: 35
Coding region: 510-9857 (3115 amino acids)
Molecular function (GO): protein binding
Source: RefSeq, a predicted model, not a curated record
ACUAGUCUCGUACGGUCCUACCCUGCGUUGGGUGUGUGUUGGGAGUGUUCUUACCUACCAUAACCCCCUCCUGCUCCUCAUCCCUGCGCCUCUACAUAGAAGAGUUGUACACGUGUCCUGUUCGAAUAUAAACGAAACUUAUUUUUUCCCACUUAUCUUAUUAACCGAGUGACUUGUCGUAUAAGUGAUAAAUGUGGUUGUUGAAGUGAUGGUGAGGUUGGUAGCGGGUGAAGUAGUGAGCAGCGUGGUUUGUGGUGGUGAGGUACUGCGGCAGUGAUGACGCCGGGUUGUUGCACUUCUCAAGCUUUGGGGGAAGUACCUACUGCUUCCUUGUUGACAUCACCCACCCUCUUAUAAUAAUGGUUGUAGGUGCAGGAUGGUGCGUGUGAGGUGUAAGUGGGACCGGGGCUGACCACGCACACCUCCCCCUCCCUGAGGCUGCUCUCUCCUUCCUCUCACACCGUACUCUCUCCUAUCACACCCACCCUCCAUCACACCCAGGGGGCACCAUGUAUUCCUCCCACCACCACCACAACAAGCAGGGCGUGCCAUCACCAGAGAGUGCUGCAGCUGCUGAUGUCUUUGAGCAGCUGUGUGCAGCAAACACCUUCAAAUCGGUCCUCUGCCAUUACCGUCAACUAUGUGAUGUUCUCAGGCUAAAACCUACAAAUAUUAGAAGCUUCUAUCCCAAACUCAAGUCUAAACUUCGCUCCUGGAAGGCCCAAGCUCUUUGGAGUAAGUUUGACAAACGAGCUAGUCACAAAUGCUACAACCAUGGCAAGGCUUGUAGUAACAGCAAAGUCUUGAUCAUUGGGGCUGGACCUUGUGGCUUGCGCUCUGCAAUAGAAUGUCAGCUGCUGGGUGCUAAAGUUGUGGUGGUGGAGAAGCGAGAUCGGUUGUCACGUAACAAUGUGCUCCAUCUCUGGCCAUUUGUUAUCUCUGACCUUAAGCAGCUGGGAGCAAAGAAAUUUUAUGGAAAAUUUUGUGCUGGAGCUAUUGAUCACAUCAGCAUCCGGCAACUUCAGUGCAUUUUGCUGAAGGUGGCCUUGCUGCUGGGUGUUGAAGUAUUUGAGUCCGUGAGCUUUGAGGAGCUUGUUGAACCACCUGAGGACCAGAGUGAGAAGAUUGGUUGGCGAGCGAGACUAAGUCCACCAGACCAUCCAGCUAAUCAGUAUGAGUUUGAUGUACUGCUUGGAGCGGAUGGGAAAAGAAACACUCUCCACGGAUUCAAGAGAAAGGAAUUUCGUGGAAAACUAGCCAUUGCCAUCACAGCCAAUUUCAUUAAUAAACGAUCAGAGGCUGAAGCCAGAGUUCAAGAAAUUAGUGGAGUAGCCUUCAUCUUCAACCAAAAAUUCUUCAAGGAACUGUAUGCAGCUACAGGGAUUGACCUUGAAAAUAUAGUAUAUUAUAAGGAUGAGACUCACUACUUUGUAAUGACUGCAAAAAAACAUUCCCUCAUUGACAAGGGUGUAAUACUAAAUGAUCUCCCAGACACUCAACAGUUGUUGCACUCCAGUAACGUGGACCGCAAUGCCCUCUUACACUAUGCACGUGAGGCUGCCGAUUUUUCCACAAACUAUCAACUACCCCAUCUAGAUUUUGCUGUGAAUCAUUAUGGGAAGCCUGAUAUCGCCAUGUUUGAUUUUACAUCUAUGUUUGCAGCUGAGAACGCUUGUCGGAUGGUAGAAAGAAAAGGACACAAACUUUUAGCUGGGCUUGUAGGAGACACCUUAUUAGAGCCUUUCUGGCCAACUGGAUCUGGGUGCGCUCGAGGGUUUCUAAGCUGUUUUGAUGCUGGUUGGAUGAUCAGGUCUAUGUGCUCUGGAAAAGUGAGUUCCUUAGAGGUGCUGGCAGAGAGAGAGAGUAUCUACCGACUUUUAGCACAGACAACACCAGAGAAUCUUCAUAAAGAUCAUUCAUCAUAUACUUUAGAUCCAGCUUCAAGAUAUCCUACCAUUAAUCUAAGAGUAGUUCUGCCCUUUCAAGUCCGCAACCUUUUUGAUACUGAUGAUGCUGCCCACCUUGAGCAGGUUACCAAUCCUCACCUAGUCAACUCUGAGGAUCUACCAAAGAAGAGGAAAAGAAGAGACUCAUUCAUACACCCAGAUACCCUGCUGGUGUGGUGUAAGAAGCAAGUUGCUCUAUAUGACUCCAUUCAUGUAGAGGACAUGACCACCUCCUUCAAGGAUGGUCGGGCUUUGUGUGCUAUUAUCCACCGUUACCGUCCUGACCUGAUUGACUUUGAAGCUGUGCGGCCUCAAGAUAUUGCUCAAAAUAAUCAGCUGGCAUUUGAUAUCUUGGAGAGAGACUUUGGUAUCCCUCCAGUUAUGACAGGUGCUGAGAUGGCAGAAUGUGAAGUUCCAGACAAACUGAGUAUGAUAUCCUAUCUCUCUCAAAUCUACGAUGUCUUCCGGGGGGAAAUUCCCCAUUUCAAACAUCCAAAAAUGGAUGAUGGAGAGAUGGAGGUAGAGCAGUCAUGUGCUCCCACACAGCGCUCCACACCUCAUGUUAACAUUCUAAAGAACCUCACAAACAAAACUGCCAGUACAUCUCAGGGGACACCAUCUUCCAAGAAGAGGAUGUCAUUAGAAAGGGGAAUAGGGAAGAGGGAUGAUGGACGUAUUACUUGUAGGUUGAUAGAUGAUGCUGGGAUCUCUGCUGCAGAUAGGAAGAUGGACUCUCUAAAAAGGACUAAGAAGAGGAGAAGUGAUAGAGUUACUUCCCCUCAGGAUGACAUUGAAUCUCGUCAGCGACGUGAAGAAAUUCUCAGCAAUCGAUUGGAACAAUUGAAAAAGCAGAAAGAAAGACGGGAGUUAGAUAACGUGCGCUUCAUCCGCUCAAUGCAGAUGUUGCAGUGUGGGAUCACUGAUUCCAGCUCCAUCCAGCAAUCAUAUAAUAGAGAUGAGGAUUAUGGCAUAACUGAAUACAGGAAGAACUGUGUUAGAACUAUGCGAGAAAAGGCAGAGGAUUUGGAAAGGAAACUGAAUCAUCGACCUGGGAGACCAACAACUGAAGAUUUUCUGAGAAAGGCUCAGGUUGAACAAUCAGGAGAUUUUAAUGAUAAAGUGAAGGAUCUGGAGGCCAAGUUUACUGCUAACUCCAACACUCAUGUAACAGACAAGAAACCUAAGGACCUCUUACGUGCCAUUGGUAAGAUAGAAAGGUCUGACUGGAACAUGGUAGCUAUAGAGAAGAAGAUGCAUGAGAAUAAAUUUGGUGUAGAAGUGCAGGCAGAGAAGGAGAAGGUGCCUAAGUGGAGUAGAGAUGCCUAUGAUGAUAAGUUCCACAAUAUUGAAAGACGACUCAGAGAAAAUGGAGAAAAUGAAGAGACAAUUGCCAAAUACAGAGAUAUUGACUCCUCUCUAAAGAGGUUGGAGAUGAAGUUGCGUGAAGGAUCGACUUUAGAAACUGGAAUGCGUGGACAAAACAAGGUCUCUAACCUAGCAUCUCAACUGUCUUCCAAACUGGAGAAGAAGGAACCUGAGAAAGUUUUGAUCACGAGACAGCCUUCAAGACCAACGGUGCCCUUGCCUACUUCUGGAUCUGACUUGUGCCACUUCUGUGGCAACCGGGUAUACUUAGUUGAAAGACUAAGUGCAGAAGGAAAGUUCUUUCAUCGUCAGUGCUUCAAAUGUGACUAUUGUGCUGCUAACCUCAGACUUGGCAAUUACAUAUAUGAUCGUGAAGGAAGAUAUGGAGGGAAAUUCUUCUGUAUUCCACACUUUGGAUUGACUCCACGCAUACGAGCUCUGCGUCGAAGGGCUGAAGAUACUGACAGUGCCAAAGAGAACAUAGUUCCUCCUGCUGCAACAAGUACACCAAAGCUACAGGCACCAAAAGUACCAGUGGUGGGGGCAGGCGAAGCAACAGGUGCCCUUGCUAGCAGUCUUGGAAUAGGGAAAGGAGGGACUUCAACUGGCCUUUCCCCAGAAGACCGUGGCACUACGCCAGAACGUGUUGAAUUUGAGAAUUCAGUUGUGGAACAGAGUGAUGAGGAUGAGUAUCUUUCUGAGGAUGAGUGGACGGAUCGUAACUUUGGUGCAUCGGCCAAUGAAUUGGAUGACUCUGAUGGUGAAGAUGAUAGCGACUACUCAGACUUAAGCGAUGAAGAAGUUAAUGAUGAAGAACUGGAAUUCCCGGAUGGUAGAGGAACUCUGACUGCUGCAGAGACUCGCAAACUAGUGGAGUCCUGGCAUAGGCGUUACUCCACUGACCGUCUUGAUGAUGACUAUGAAGAUGAAGGUGGCUCUGGUCAUGAAUCAGAGUCAGACCUUGAUUCAGAUAAUUACAGUGAAGAAUAUGGAGCUGAAGGAGACGAGAGUCACACAGCCACUGAGGGCGAAGGAGGUGAGGAUGAUGAUGAUGAAGACGAGGGUGAGGCAGUGCGACGUGCCCGUGAACUCCGCCGUAUGGAAGUCAACAUAGAUGUGGCGGCUCCACCAAGGAAAGCUGAAACUUCGGAUAGUGGUUCUGAGACUGAGGUUGCUAGUGAUGAGGAAAGUGAAGAGAGUGAUACUCAGAUUGACACUGACUCAGAAUUUGCAGAAGACCAUGUUCAGCCUGGCCCUCCUAAGGAGAUCCCUACCAUAAUUAUCAAUGAAUCCCAAGACACACAUCAGGACAUAAACCCCAGUCCAUCAGCGUAUAAGACCAAGGAAAGUCAUGGUCAGUCUGGCGUUACCCAGGUGAAGGGUGAACCAAGAACUGAAUUAGUGUCACAGAAAGUAGAUUUGGAAAUAGUAGAAAAAAAAGAAUCUGGUGAUUGGGGAAAAGAGAAUGGUGAGAAGAGUGCUAGUUUGACCAAUCUAAAUGAAACUGGUAAAACAAAUCCUCGAGCAGAACAGCUCAAGAGGCUUUUGCAAAGGACAGAUUCAACAGAGGCAAUUGCAGCUCAGAGAGCCCUGCAGUUAAAGCGUCAGUACCUUCUUGGGGAAACAGUAAAUCUUCCUAGAAAGUCGGUCUCAACAGCAGAUUUAGGUAACCGUUUUAAGAGUUUCAUGGACAAAAUAUCUGAAACACAGAAAAUGUUGAAUCCAGCUCCCCAGCCAAGUGCAGCUAUGCAAGCAUUCAUGAGCUCAUCAGUUCCCUCCCCAAGAAGCCCAGCAUCUUCUCCGUCAUCACCGCUGUUGCCAGCUAGGUCUAUAUCUCUUCCUCAGGGUGAUAACACCUCUGAUUCAACUAAUACUGACAAAGCUGACAUGAACAUUUCUCAAACAAAAUUAUCAGUAGCAACAGAUGUAUCUUUAACUGAAUCAUCAGUAGCAACUACGUGUCAAAAAGCCAAACAAGAUAUUACUACGCAAAUAGAAUCUUCAGUGUAUCCAGUGGAAGCCAUAGAUAAGUCAGAAGUCCAGGUAAAGGUUCCAGAUCAAUUGAAGGGCUUCCCAGUCUCUGGAGAAUCUUCCAAAAUAAAUGAAGCCAUAGACAAUCCAGAAGAAAACUUAGUGGGAAUUCCAGUGUCAGAAAGUAGUAGUGAGUCAAGCAGUGAUGUGUCCAGUGAGGAUGGAUCUGAUUAUGACAAUGUGCCUUCUGGUUGUAAAUGGCCUGUUCCUAAAAAAUCACCAACUACCAUAGAGAUUCAGAAACAAGCAAGUUCUAGUGUAAUUGAUAAUGCAGUGUGUGAUAAUGAUGUAACGAGUAGUACUGGUAAAGACAUUGUCAAUGAAGUGGGAAUUAUUGGUAUUAAUAGAGCUAUUAGUGGUGGAAUUAAUUCCAACAAGGAAGAGGAAGUAUGUAAAAGUGACGAAAGAGAAGCAGAUAAAAAGGAAGAAAAUGUUGCAUCAGAUGAAGAAGGAAUAGAUGAGUUUGGGUUAUCAGUGCUGGGGGAGAAUGAAGGGCUCGAAACUGUCAAUCGAGAACUCGUGUUGGUAAAUGAGCCACAUUCACGUGAACCAGAGAUAAUUAAGUGCCAAAGCAUAUUAAAAGAGGAAAUUGAAACAAUUUGUGUAGCUGAUGAUAAAGAAACAGAAAAGCAUAAUGAGAUAGAGGAUAAUGUUGAUGAACUCUUUAAUAUACUUGCUAGUGAUGCUGUAGAGGAUACUGAUAAGUUUUCAGAAUUUAUUGAAUCACCUGGUACAAACACUAAUGGUUUUUCUCAUAGUGAUAAUAAAUCCAGAAAUAGUGACACAUUAACAUCUCAGAUUUUAACAGUGUGUGAUAAUGAAGAGGAGAAACCCAGUGUUGAAGAAACUGUAAGUGAACCUAUAGAACCUAUUGUUGAAAUUAUUGUGGAAAAUCCAGAGAAAAUUCAAGAAAAAUUGCCUCUUGAAAGAACUAUAAGCAUUAGUGAUGAGACAAAGCCGCUGGUGUCAAAAGAAGUUUUGUCCAGCCCUGAGGAAGGUAGGGAAAACACAGAGCCCGAGUUGUCAGAUUGGGCAGGUGAAAAUGAUGGUAUAAGUGCUGGUGAAGAUUUAGAGGUUGAAUUCAAUGAACCUAAUAGACAAUCGGUGAAGAAAGAUUCCUCAAAAAUUAUUGCAAGAAUCGCAUCAGUGGAAAGCUUAGGAGACACAGACUCUGCUAUCUCGACUGGUCCUAAUAUUACCACCUCAGUGCCUUCCAAACCUUGUGCUCUUGCAGAUUUAGAAGGCAUAGAGUUUAUGGACACAAGUGAGAGUGCUAGUAGCCCUGAUGAUGUAUCACACAAAAAACAAGGUUAUAGAAAGUUAGAAGAAGAAACUCCUACAACUCCCAUAGCCCCACAGAUAUCUCUUAUUGAUAUAGAAAGUGUAAAAGUUCAGGAUCAAAGCAGUAGUGAAAGUAAAUCAUCAGAGAGUACAAGUACUGAAAUGGAUGAUAACUCACAAAGUAGUGUCCAGGAAGCCUUGAAUAACAAUAUGGCUGAACAUGACAAUAAAGAAGUUAAAGAUCCAGAUAUCAAAUUCAAAAUGAGCAUGUCCCAUAUAUCAAAAAGUAUGUCAGAGUCACAUUUACCAAAAAGUACAUCUGAACCUCCUUCACUAAGUGAAAUCAGGCCAAAAGUAAAUGGAGAACAUCGACGUGAUUCCUUAGAUGACUACACGUCACCAAAACGCUAUGAAGGAUAUAUUCCGAGAUUCAAAGAAAGAAUGAGCCCAUUUGGAUAUGUCAGAGAUUCUAUAGAUAUUCAGAAAAAUUCUACAAAAUCACCAUUGUUUACACCUUCUAAAAAGGAAGUAGAAGAAAGACAAAAGAAUGAACAACGACUGGCACAGUGUACAGUUCAGAACAGUACUGUAGCAAGUAAACCAGCUGUUUCUCCUAAUACAGCUAAGAGACAGAUUGUGAAAAGUUUGAGGAGCAGUAAAGAAAAGGAAAAAGAUCUGAUUAAAGAAUUGGUCAUGUCUCGAAUAUCUUGGAAAAAUUCAGAAAAGUCACCCAGAAGAGGAUCAAGAACAUCUGUUAGUCCACUUUCCUCCACUGGAUCACGAACUUCACUCUUCAGCCCUCAGUCAUCUCAGGAGAACCUUCUUGAGAAGGAAGAAAGUGAUCCAGGUUUAGAAAAGAAGGAUCUUCAAGACAAAAAGAUUAUUCAUAUAGACACCAGAGAGCUGCUAAGAUUAGAGUCUAUUAAACCGGAUUUACCAGAAAGUGGGCAGACAUUUGCAGCUGAGGAGAAUAGGUCAAAAGUUCGAGUGGGGACCAUCUUUAGAGAAGAUAGUGUUUUAGGAUUUUCAAACAAGAGAGAAAGCCUUCAAGAUUUGAUUGUUCCUUUUGCAGAUGAGAGUCUGGAUGAAGAAGUAUAUGAAAGGAAGGAGGACAAAAAUCCAAUUAAAUAUAUACCUAAACAAUUUCCUGGUGAUGUUAUAGUGAAACCUGUGACUAAUACAGAACCAACAAGUCCAGUUCGCAUAAAUCUCCCAGCUACCCCCAUGACUCACCCAGAGCAGUUUAAUAGGACACCUCCCAAAAAGGAAGUAUUUAAAGUGCCAUCUGUUCCAGCUCCAAUCACACCACUGAGAAGGCACCAUACUCCGGGUUCAUCAGGAAUGUCAACGCCCAUUAAUUCAGACAGACCUCUGUCUACUCCUAAUCUGAGCACUAUAGAGAGAGAAAGAGCCAGAGAAGAGGCACGUAUUCGUGCACGCCUUAAAACAGAUUUGGAUUUCGGAUUAAGUCCUCCAAACUUGGCUGAUAAUUUACGUGAAAAACUUAAAAAAGGUAGUUUGAGUGAAAGUGAAGGUGAUAAAGAAGAGAAGGGGAGAGAGCUUCCAACAUUGGUUAGACAGACAGCUGUCCUGACUCAAGGGAGAGAAGAGUCAGCACCAAAGAAUAAAGAUGAAAGGGUGAAAGAGUUGCUUGCUGAGCAACGGCAACAUCGUCAUCGAGACUCCUCAGAUGGCCAACAAGAAGAGUGGAAUAACAAAGAUGACCGUGUUAAGGAGAGAUUAGAGGAAUAUAGACAAAGGCGAAGGGGAAGCACAAGAAGUAGUGAAAGUGGGGAUUCUAGACCAAAUAGUCAACUCUUACGACGUCAUACUCAUAGACCAUCUUUAUUGGAACUUGAAUCUCUGCAAGUGUUUUCCACUUCCCCAAGUAAAGCUGCCUCUGUUGUCCCAACUUCUGUUGGAAUUACUGCAACAAUUGCAAGCACAAGUGCAUCUCCUGUCAUCUGUUCUUCUCCAUCUGUUCAACACUCAAAUGUAUUACCACUGUCUCCAGCAACUUCAGCUGCUACUGUCUCAUCAAGUACCACUCCACCAAGUCAUCCACUGCAGGACUCGGCUUCUUCAGAAAAAAUAACAGACAAGAAAUCAGGCAAAAAAUCAAAAGACCGUGAAAGAAGAAGAAGCUUGAUUCAGGUUUUUGCAGGUAUGUUCAGCAAAUCUGGUGGAGAUGAUAAAAAGAAGAGUGAACAGCAGCCCCAACCAAGUGACACAACCGAGGGAGUCUCAGCCUGUAAAACUAUACCACCAACUAUACAGCCUCUAAGUACUGCUCCUAUUGAAACACCUAAAAGUGCCCCUAAAAGUCCAUCAACAGUCCGGGACAAAUUGUCAAAAUUGCGAUUAUCCAGAUCCAAAGAAAAGAAGAAGAUUGACAAGGGUAGAUCCAAUAGUGCAGACAUCCUUGAUGAUCGUGGCAACACUGAUAACACCCGAGCAGCCUUCUCCUUACCCACCUCUCCCUCCCGUCGUCCAAUCCCCUUUUUAUCCUCUCCCUUCACUAAAGCCUCAUCACCACCUCAAGCAUCAGGAUCCACCUAUUCCUCUUCCCAAGUGCGUCUCAACACCCCAAGAAUUGAAGAGGAGAGUCUUUCGGAUGAUGAAGGAGGGGUUGCAGGCACACCUGUGGGCACACUGGAACGUAGCUUUCAUGGUCCAUGGUCUGGAUCAACAAACCGUAAACAACGCACUGCGGUAUUCAAAGCUGCAAGGCAGGCAGAACUCAAGAGGCUGCGAAUGGCCCAAGAAAUUCAGCGACAGCUAGAAGAGUGUGAGGUAAAAACACGAGAACUGGAGGAAAGAGGAGUUGCAGUAGAGAAGGCACUUCGAGGUGAAAGUGAUGGAGCAAAUCGCGAUGAGGCAGACUUGAUGGGUGACUGGUUUUCAAUGGUUCACGAGAAGAAUGCACUGGUAAGGUGGGAGCAGGAACUAAUGGUACAAGCCAAGGAGCUGGAACUGGAGGACCGUCAUGUGAGACUAGAACAUGAACUUAGACAUCGAAUGGCCCUCUCUGAACAUGAGAAAUCUCGUGAUGAUAUUGACCGUGAAGGCACCAUCCUCGCAGAAAUGUUGAGUAUCCUGGAACAGAAAGAUGCAUUGGUCACCAUGUUAGAGGAGGACAGACAGAGAUAUAUGGAAGAAGACAGAGAUUUGGAAUCGGUUAUGCUACGAAAAGGGCUUCAUCUCUCGCCACUCAGAAGAGAAACUGGUGUAUAAUUACUAUACUCAAACGGCUUUUGCAAAAAUAUGAUCAGCCUUGUUACUUUGUGUGGGAUGUGGUAUGAUGACAAGGAUAAUGGGUCAUAAGUUUUUACAUCGUUGGUGGCUGAUCUUGGUGUGUCUCAGAUCUAACUGUUAACAGAUCCUUAAGCUUAUGUCCUUAAUUCGUUAACUUAAUGCAGUAGCUGUUUUUAUCCUUAAGUUUUGUAGCAAUUUAUUAUAUACUGCUCUUGGAAAAUUAUAACAACUGCUUUAUUUAUAUAAAAUAACAGUUAAGAUCUUCCAUUCAUGCCACAAGAGAAACUGCAAUUUAUUUAUUUAUUUUUUCUGUAUAGGAAGCAUACUUUAAUUGGUGUGGUCACAUUUUGCUGGUACAUUUGGGGAACUGUUAAAUGGUCUCCAGAUUUUCUCCUCUGUCUUUGUAAUGUACAAACUGAGAUGCCUGAUACCUUUUCUGCAGUGUAAGUGAAAUUAAUUAUGACCAAAGUUGUGAGGCUUUGCAAGUAAUGUGACAAUAAGUCAGUUUUUCGAUUAGUGUUCACGAAUAUCUCCCCAGAUGCGUUGGAUGUGCCUACUAACAUCUUUAACAUUAUUGGUGAGACUCAGAAGCACCUUGUCAUGGUAUUCCUGUUGAGAGUAUUGUUGUUGUAAAUCAAGUAAAUGCGUUGUAUAAGUUGUUAACUACUGGAAUGAAAUUUGUCAUUUUAACCAAUUGUACAAGUGGUGUCCUAUGGGGUGGCAAUUAUUUCAAGCAUGCCAAUAUUUCAGUUUGCAUGUUGAAUUUAUAUCUCUUAACAUAACUUCCUUGUAACUUGAGAGGUGUCAAGGUAAAAAGGAAUUGAUGAAAACUCUGAACAUUGUGGUUAUCAGUAUUAGUUGAAUUCCAAAAAAAAUACUGUGCCUUUAACAUUAGAUCUGCAGCAAAUGUUUAUACAAUACGUAUAGUUAAUUGUAAAAAAAAAGAUAAUGGAACUGCUAAUGGUUUAUUGGUUAAUUGGCAGGCUCAUUAUGCUAAGGAUGAACCACCUGUGCUUGGUCUGUUAAUGUGGCUCAAGAUCCACUCUCUUGAUGUUGCUGCAUUUCUCAGCUGGCUUCUAAGGGCUAGUGAGGAAAUAUGAUCACUGUACAGUAGACAAUCUUGUUACUUUUAUACUCUUAACUCAACCAGUAAAAGCUGCUGAAUUGUUUUAUUGAUCGAUGCUUACAUUUGUCAGACUAAUUUCAUUGUUGGUAUACAAUAUGCUCUCAAAUUUUCAUAUACUGUAUUUUUCAGCAAGCUUCUUCAGGAGAGCAAUAAGAAACAGAGCAGUAUACUUUUGUUGUGAUGAAUACUAAACAUAAUCUUUUUACUAUGAUUUCUAGCUUUAACUUGUGCAUUUGUAUAUAUCAUCUCUGAUAAGUAAAAAAAAAAAAAUAUUUUGCAUGGAACUCACAUAUGUUUUAAUGAUAGUAGUACACUAGAAAUCACUCGUAUAAAGAAUUGCAAGUCUCUAUCGAGGAGGAUGUACAAGUGUUUUAAAAAAUCUGAUAUGCGGCAUGUUUUGGCCAGAAUGGACGGGUUUUCACUUGAUAGUGAUGUACAAAGGCCAAUAUAUGACACUUUGCAUUUUGAAUUGACAGUUGUAAAGCAUGAAAUGAGAAAUAUAACAUAAGACGCAGGAGACAUAUACUUUGAGUUCAAGCAUUCACUCGGACACUCAACACAAUGAAUGCACGAACUCUAAGUAUUUGUCUUUGUCAUUUGUUGCUAUAUUUCUCGGUUCAUGUUUUACAUUCAGAUUGCAAAACGUCAUUUAUUGGCCUUCGUACGUCACCACCAACUGAAAAACUGUUCAUUUGGGCCGGAAAAGCUGUAGGUCUGUUCUUUCAGUCAAGUGGGCAAAGGUUAGCUUGAUCAGGUAUGUGUUGAAGAUGUUAACCUGUUUAUAGCGAGUUUCAGCAAAGUCCAAUCAGAGUGAUACCAAUGUUAGAUUGUGUACAUGUGUGUAUAUGAAUGACGAAAAGGAGUCUGUCAUUGUUUGUGUUAUGCAUUAGAAGUGCAAAGGCAGAUAUUCUUUUUCCUAUGUAGAAUUAUUUCUUAGUCUUGUAUUUAAUAUUCAGGUCUCUGUUGAUUCAAAUCAUAAUGAUGUAAAUGGAUUCAUGCUCUAAUUUAUACAAUUUUUUAUAGAUUCAUUGUCUCAUCAACAGUACAUUGAAGCUGAUAUUGGCUGUUGUUUCAUACUGUAUCAUUAUUUACCAUGGUGCUCUUAGUAAAUGAAAUCUUUAAAUUA